CCAUCCGCUGGUCUUUUUAAACCAAGGCGGGACUCUCCACUCUGCUUACUUUGGUCAGGAUAGUCUGUGUGGAAGCGUCUCUAGACUUUAAAGGUCGCGACCAAUAUGGUGAGGACUAAAGCCGAUAGUGUCCCCGGAACAUACAGAAAAGCUGUUGCAGCUUCUGCACCCCGGAAGUCUCUUGGCUCCAGUGCUGCCAACUCUGCCGCCGCCUCCUCCAGCAGCAGCAGCCAGUGCUCCACACCUGCGAAGGGUAAAUAUGCUGGAGGAAACCCUGUGUGUCCCCGUCCCACACCAACCUGGCAGAAGGGCAUCGGGGAUUUCUUCGGCGGUCCUCCGAGGAAGCCUGAGAAGGAGAACCAGAGGCCCCGGGAGGUAGAGGACGAUGAAGAGGCGGGAGGGAGCGGCAUGUCAAAGGCCAGCAGGAAAUCCAGACCGCUGCCGGUUGACGAGGAGGACGACGAAUGAAGACACUGAAUGAACUCUGUUAUUGACCGUUGUUCCCGUCUGCUUAGUGUCAUUGUUGAUGUACAUCUGUAUAUACUUUCUGCUCAAUUUGUAUAGUUCAUUAAACUUUUUAUGUUUUUUUUUUACCUGAA
Labrus bergylta (ballan wrasse) is the source of this 599-nucleotide messenger RNA. It is a transcript of the gene pclaf, whose product is annotated as PCNA clamp associated factor. Gene Ontology annotation, cellular component: nucleus. Gene Ontology annotation, molecular function: chromatin binding. Lineage: Eukaryota; Metazoa; Chordata; Actinopteri; Labriformes; Labridae. The record is from RefSeq and is a predicted model, not a curated record. Gene Ontology annotation, biological process: regulation of cell cycle; translesion synthesis.